GGUUACUUCAAGUUGUUGUUUAUGUAUCUCGGUGAAGGACGACCCAUUCAAAUUCCACAUGUCAUCUCCAGACCACCACUGACUGCUGCGUUUAUAAGACAGGUUCUCUUGGUAACGUUGCUUCUGCAGACCGCUGCUUUGGCAUUUGUUUCGCCGCCGUUGGCUCCUUCUCAUUACUGUUGACGCUCCGCUCCGACCGUUAACGCGCCUUCGUCCCACAAAUCUGCUUUGCUACGUUAUUAAAACCGCUCCAGGAUGCCGAUGGUGCUGCGGUCCAGACGGUCGAAUCGGGUCGAGUUAGAGCCAACGCCGAGGCGGAGGUCGACACGCCCGCAUCUGAAUCGGCAUUAUGAGGAUGCCGAUGAGUCGGAGCCCGAGGCCAUCCCGAGCCAAGUGAUGGAGAGACGUGAGGCAGAGCUGGAGGAGGAAGCUGCUGAGGAGACGGACCAACGGGAACUGAAGGGUUGCCGGGUUGUUCUGGAUCCACUCCACAUAGAUGAAAGGACCCAGAGGAAAGAAAUCGAGGAGAAAGAAGAUAUGAACCGAAAAGGUGGGAAACCAGUCUCCCGAAUCCCCACUUACCAGAAGCGACCGGGCAGCGGAGGCCAGGCCGCCGAGCGAAUGGGCGGCGGAAGUCAGGGUGCCGAGCGACCGGGCAACGGAGGUCAAGCCGCCGAGCGAAUGGGCAACGGAAGUCAGGUCACCGAGCGACCGGGCAGCGGAGGUCAGACCGCCGAGCGACAGGGUGGAGGAAGUCAGACCACCGAUCCUCCCUCUCCCAGAAAAGACGGCCCCGUUCACGUAGCGCAAUCUUCUGUCAGAGCCGGAAGUGUGAGCGUGGAAACUUUAAAGUCCAAACCCCCCGAGGUCGGAGAAUUGGCGCUGCCUCCUCCGUCCGUCCGUGUUCCCAGCUUUAUCAUGCCCUCAAUGUCCAGCAACGCGGAACAAGCUGCCGCAGCGGAUCACACCUCUGCCAUCGCCGCCCCGAAAACCAAGAGUAUCUCAGAGUCUACUCAGGGUGUCAUGAUCGCCAGCCCCAGACCUCCUCUCAGGCCAGAGCAAGACAAGAACAAACACUCCAAAACUAAAGUGGGUAGCACACCAGAAGGACUUCUGAGUUCCCUCCUGCAGGAGAGCGUCCUCAGCCAGAAGCCAGACGAAAAACACCCAGGGAUGACCCUCUCCGCCUGCGGAGACACCGAGAAAUCUGAAGAGAAGGCUGACGUCGCUGUGGUCGAGCAGACGGAGUGCAUUAUGGAAGAAGAACCGCCUUGGGAGCCGGUGAAAGCAACUGAAUCCCAGAGCAGCCGAUCGUCUUCGGACGCCGACCUGGCAACCGAAAGAUCCGAUGGCAACGAUUCAGAGAAUGUCGAGGAACAUCAGGAACCGCUCAAAAGCCAAACAAAGCUUCCAGAUUCUGAAGUAGAAGAACCCUGUAUGGAUGACUCCACCUCUUAUGUGGAACCAAAAAAAGCAGCUAGUGAGAAGACCACCCAGUCCACUAAGAGGUCGAUGUGCUUCGCCGUUUCUCUCUUCCUUUUGCUGCUGGUGGGAGGACUCGGCCUGCACGUCUGGUUUUAUGGGCUUCCCACGUCCGUGGCUCAGCUAGCGGCGCAGCUGGAGCUGCACCGGCUGGAGGGCGUCGGCUUGGUGCCGGAGCACUGUAGCUCAGACUGCCGAGUGCAGCUGGUGGAGAGCAUCCCCGUCGGCCUGUACCCGUCCUCCUCGUCGCCCGGGCCGAGCAUCGCAGACAGCUGGCUCCGUCUGCUGGACGAGGCCGACAGCUCGGUCCACAUCGCUGCGUUUUACUUUACGCUGCGGGACAGCGACGUCCAAUCAGCCAACCCCUCAGACUUCCGGGGGAGGAAAGUCUUCGAGCAGCUCAAGAAACUUGAAUCCAGAGGCGUGAAACUCCAGAUUGCUGUCAACGCCCCUCAAACCUCAACGCAGGACACAGCAGAACUGAGCGCAGCAGGUGCACAGGUCAGAGGGGUGAACCUGAGCGCCGUGACUGGAGGCAUCGUUCACACCAAGCUCUGGGUUGUGGACCAGAAGCAUUUCUACCUGGGCAGCGCUAACAUGGACUGGCGCUCUCUCAGUCAGGUGAAGGAGGUGGGUCUGUCAGUGGAGGACUGCAGCUGCCUGGCUCAGGAUGCCUUUCGGCUCUUUGGGGUGUACUGGGCCAUCGGGGGGGCCCAGAGCGGCUCCCUCCCUCCGUUCUGGCCCGCCCGUCUGUCCGCUCUGUCCAGCGCCGACCAACCUCUGGACCUAAACUUUAACGGAGUCCCUGCUCAGGUCUACCUGUCCAGCGCGCCGCCGCCCAUCUCAGCCAGAGGGCGCUCCGACGAUCUGUCCACCAUCCUGUCAGUCAUCGACGACGCCCGGAGGUUCAUCCACAUAUCGGUCAUGGACUACCUCCCUCUGUCUCAGUACACAGAGCCAGUACAGUUCUGGCCCGCCAUCGACUCCAGGCUGCGCGCCGCAGCGUGCACCAGAGGGGUGGAGGUCAGACUGAUGGUCAGCUGCUGGGAGCACUCGCCGGCCUCCAUGUUCAUCUUCCUGCAGUCCCUGCUGGUGCUCAGCAGGGCUCCCCUCCAAUGCAACAUUGAUGUGAAAAUCUUUACGGUGCCGUCAACAGAAGAGCAGAUGAAGAUCCCCUUCGCACGGGUCAAUCACGCCAAAUACAUGGUGACGGACAGAGUGCUCUAUAUAGGCACGUCCAACUGGUCACAGAACUACUUCACGCACACGGCCGGUGUGGGCCUGGUGGUGAACCAGACCAGCCCGGCCGUAAAAGAGGGCCAGCAGACGCUGCCCAGCCAGGCGGAGCAGCUCUUCCUCCGGGACUGGGACUCCGACUACGCCAGCCAGCUCCGUGUGGACGACCUGGACGUCUGUCCCCACAGACGGGGCUUUGUCCAGCAGUGAAGCACGAUGCCUUUUAACACGAGCACUCCGGUGGCUCUCGCCACUUGAACUUUCCUCUAAAAUAUACGGAUUUGGUUCGCUUCCGACCAAACGGCUGGAUUUUAACGCUGCCUCUUGUGUUUUCAUUGCCACUGGCUGCUGGCCUUCUCUGUAUAUAGUUGCUAUUUCUCCUGUUUCAGAACUAGUUGUUUUUGACACUCUCGAUACAUCUUGUGGGUUGAGGUGCAAGGGAAGCCACGUUGCACGAUUAACAUCUGGAGCUUUUCUGUAAAUAUUCGCUAAAAAAACAAAAGAAAGCCAUUAAGCCAAGGUUAAACGAGCUAACGCAGGAAGACAACUUUCCAAAGAGGAGUAUGCACCAAAGCACUGUUUACACUGCAUCAGCUAUCAACUUUAAUGUGUGUAAGUGUAACUAUCGUUUUUUGUUUUAAAGAUGCUGUAAAUUUUCCAUUUCAAACACUUGGCCCAAAGAGAGAAGUCCAGACUGAAUGUGCACUACGCGAGAGCCUUAAAUCGGAUGAGUUUUUGCCUUGAACGAAUGGCGGCCAUCUGUUUCAUUGUGUUGUUCAUCGCCGCGCCGUUUCCUCCACCAGAGCGUUGGCAGCGUUUACUAUUGUAGGGCUGACCUCCACUUCCUGUCAUCAGCAGACACAUGGGUCGAGCCGUUGAAAUAUCAAAACAAAGGGAACCUCCUGGUGUCGCCUGGAACAAUUUGUUGAAUGUUUCCCUCAAAAUAAAUUCUGUCCCAACGACUUGGUCAUCUUUGAACGAUUCAUUGUUUUGUUUAAUGUUUUUCAUCCAGUUUUUAAAUAUCUUCCCAUCAAAAACAAAUGUUUUAAUAUCGGGUUCUAUCCAGUCAUUAAAAGUAGAUUUGUGUAAA
Molecule: messenger RNA, 3808 nt
Organism: Xiphophorus hellerii (green swordtail)
Lineage: Eukaryota; Metazoa; Chordata; Actinopteri; Cyprinodontiformes; Poeciliidae
Gene: pld7
Product: phospholipase D family, member 7
Exons: 12
Coding region: 256-2928 (890 amino acids)
Molecular function (GO): catalytic activity
Source: RefSeq, a predicted model, not a curated record